CACAAUUAUAAUAAUAAUAUAGAUUAGACUAUAGUCACAACAAAUUCUCCACGCUUUAUUUUGUAUUUUCCACAUUUGAAUCUUCUGUCCUUAAAUACAUACACCUUGUAUAUGCUUCUUCUUCAUAUUAAUCACAUCCAAGCUCUACCACGCAACCAUGAGAACCCUUUUCAUUAUAUUAUUCACCAUUAUUUCCUUCUCAACAAUUUUGCCACUAUCCAACUCUCAAAAAAAUGACACUUUUUCUACUUGCAACGAAUCAUAUUUCACAUGUGGAACAAACACAAAUGUAUCAUUUCCUUUUUGGGGAAAGAACCGACCAAAUAUUUGUGGCAAAAAUGAGUUCAAACUCACUUGCAUGCAUAACCAAAAUACUUCUGUUCAAAUUGGUUCACAAAAGUUCAAUGUACUAAACAUUAACCAAACAGCUUCUACCAUGAAAAUUGUUAGAACAAAUCUUAUCAAUGAUAUUUGUUCUUCAAAUUUCACCAACACUUCUUUGAAUGGAAGUCCAUUUACUUUUCUUCCAAAUGUUCAGAAUCUCACUGUAUUCUAUAAUUGUCCCAUUGAAAAUAGUUCAAUUAUUGGAAAAAACAUAAACAGUUUUACGUGUGAAAAUAAUGGUAGCAAUAAACAUGUUUUCUACGUGGUGAAGAAUGAAACUCAGUUACAAAACCAAUUCUCAAACCUUCAGAACUGUGGGGCUAGUGUUCAAGUGCAAGUUUCUAUGGAUGGUGUUUCUGAGAGUGGAGUUGAGGUAGUGCAAGAAGGAUUUGAUGUGAAGUAUGAUGAAGGUGCAGGGUGGUCCUCAGAGUGUGAAGUGUGUAGGGAAUCUGGAGGAACAUGUGGUACCAAUCAGAAUGAUUCUUCUCAGUUUUCUUGUUAUUGUCCUGGUGGAACUCAUGCUGCAAAUUGUUCUGCUCGCAAAAGUAGCAAAAGGACCAAAGUGUUGAAGCUGGUACUAGGUUUCGUAGGUACUGGAAUGUUACUACCUCUUAUUGCUGUCAUAAUAUGCCGAAAUAAAGCUAAGAUAUGGAAGGUUAUAAAAACACAAUUCAGCAAAAUAACAAGGAACAAUCAGCAUAUAGAAGACUUCCUUGAAAGUCAAGGUCCUCUGAAUAUAAAAAGAUACAGUUACUCUGAUAUAAAGAAAAUGACUGAAUCCUUCAAAGUUAAACUAGGAGAAGGUGGUUAUGGUUCUGUAUACAAAGGAAAAUUGCUCAAUGGUGGUUCUGUGGCUGUAAAAGUAUUGAGUGAGUCAAAAGGGUGUGGAGAAGAUUUCAUAAAUGAAGUGGCAACCAUAUGCAAAACAUCUCAUGUUAAUGUUGUCACUCUUUUAGGAUUUUGUCUUGAUGGAACCAAAAAAGCUCUCAUCUAUGAGUUUAUGUCCAAUGGUUCACUUGAAAAGUUCAUUCAAAAUCACAACAAAGAAUCCGAAAAAGCGGAAAAAACUAAGACUAGUCCUUCAUUGAGUUGGGAGAAUUUACACCAGAUUGCAAUAGGGAUAGCUCGAGGACUAGAGUACUUGCAUAAAGGGUGCAACACUAGGAUUUUUCAUUUCGACAUUAAACCACAUAACAUUCUUUUGGACGAAACUUACCGUCCCAAGAUAUCUGAUUUUGGACUUGCUAAACUAAGCACAAGCAAUGAGAGCAUUAUUUCAAUGUCAAACGCUAGAGGGACUGUUGGGUAUGUUGCUCCUGAAGUUUUCAACAAAAGUUUCGGGGGCGUUUCACAUAAGUCUGAUGUCUAUAGUUACGGAAUGAUGUUGCUAGAAAUGGUUGGUGGGCGGAAGAACGUUAACAUUGUUGAAGCUAGUCGUUCGAGCGAGUUAUAUUUUCCGCAUUUGGUGAUCUAUAAGAAGCUUGAGAAGGGAAAUGAUUUGGAACUUGAUGAUGGGGUAAUGUCUAAUGAGGAAAAUGAGAUAGCUAAGAAAUUGACUAUGGUUGGUUUGUGGUGCAUUCAAACAAUUCCUACUCAUAGACCUACAAUAAGUAAAGUGAUUGAUAUGUUGGAUGGUAGCAUGGAUUCUUUGGAAAUGCCACCAAAACCUGUAAUGUUUUCUCCUCCAAGAUCAAUACCAGAAUUUUCUACUUCAUCAAAAUCAUUGGAAAGCUUCUCUAGCUAACUAAUGGAAAUGAUGUAAGAGUUGGUUGUGUUUUUUCAAGACACCAAGGUAUAAAUAUUUUGCUUGAACUUUUCAUAUUUCACUGCAGAUACAUGGUUACAUACACAUCAUGUAUAUGAGUAUAUGUAUGUUUUCAGUUAAUCUCAGUAACUGCUUCUGCCUCUGUUCCUGUUGAUGUGCCUACGGUUGAUUUAAUUCUGGCCUUA
Molecule: messenger RNA, 2334 nt
Organism: Medicago truncatula (barrel medic)
Lineage: Eukaryota; Viridiplantae; Streptophyta; Magnoliopsida; Fabales; Fabaceae
Product: LEAF RUST 10 DISEASE-RESISTANCE proteinUS RECEPTOR-LIKE PROTEIN KINASE-like 2.4
Exons: 3
Coding region: 158-2128 (656 amino acids)
Biological process (GO): protein phosphorylation
Molecular function (GO): protein kinase activity; ATP binding; polysaccharide binding
Source: RefSeq, a predicted model, not a curated record